AUGAAAUUUCUCAACCCAAGGUCUCUUCUAAAGUCAUCGCAAGCCUCAGAACAAGCAAGGGUUUACUCUAAUGGAACAAACGACCAAGCCAUGAGGGGUUCGAGAAUUCGGACAGGGGAUGUCCAACUCACUUCUGUCAAUGACGAAACUGGUGCGCUCCAAAAAGCACUGAAUCACGUUCUUAUUCAGCUUCAUGAGGUCAAGCGGCUACGUCAAGCUAAGGAGAGCUUACUUGAACGCGACGAGAAAGUCUGGGUGGACAGUACCAUCAACGAUGUUGCAGAUGCAACUAGAGAGGUCGCCAUUUUACUGGAACCCACACGGGUCGAGAAAGAAACAAGAAGCGGCAGGUUGAGCAUUGGGAGUCAGCUUCGGUGGAAAUAUCGGCACAGCCAACGAGCGAAAGACAAGAAGGAUAGAAUGAUGACAUGCCAUAACAGCCUCAUGAGCGUCUUGGGUCAUCUCCAGCGAAUGGAAACCCCCAAAACUACUACUAUCCAUGAGCUGGGAUCGGAAAUUCUUCCAAAGGGAUCUCUCUACAGCAUCCGAAAUCUUUCAAGGCUCGAUGUCGGGUCAGAUGUCUGUUUCGAAGAUGCGAAGGAAGUAGAGAAAUUCGAUUGUAAAUCACAAGAAAUGAAUGACCUUCUUGCCUGGCGUCGGUCGAAAGGGUCGCCAAAGGAUACCAGAAAGGAGAGUGAACUAGCAGAUUGUAUACAGAAGCAAUAA
Molecule: messenger RNA, 726 nt
Organism: Penicillium waksmanii
Lineage: Eukaryota; Fungi; Ascomycota; Eurotiomycetes; Eurotiales; Aspergillaceae
Exons: 1
Coding region: 1-726 (241 amino acids)
Source: RefSeq, a predicted model, not a curated record